Thalassophryne amazonica is the source of this 2453-nucleotide messenger RNA. Its product is annotated as protocadherin alpha-8-like. Gene Ontology annotation, biological process: homophilic cell-cell adhesion. Bases 260 to 2350 code for a protein of 696 amino acids. The transcript has a single exon. NCBI's taxonomy places the organism in Eukaryota, Metazoa, Chordata, Actinopteri, Batrachoidiformes, Batrachoididae. Gene Ontology annotation, molecular function: calcium ion binding. Gene Ontology annotation, cellular component: plasma membrane. The record is from RefSeq and is a predicted model, not a curated record.
CUAACACUUGGUGUCACUGUGGCUCGGCGCUUGUGCAUUUGGCACCAUUUUAUGUCACGUGCUUUUCUUUGACAAAACCAUUGUAUUAUUUUCAGACGAGCCAUUUAGUCGUAUUUGGGGUGUAUUGACUUCACAUAAUUUCAUCAUUCUGCAUUCUGCAGACAUUUAGAACGCACAUGUGUCGUUCUGGAGCACGGCGCACGGACCGUACGCGAUGAUACGACGUAUUUAAGAGGCUGUUCGUUGUUAACGACAAAUCAUGGAACAAAGAGGACGCUGUGCACGGACGGAUCGACAGCACUGGGCUGCUGUCGCGUUCAGCCUUUUGUGGAUUGGAGCUUCUGCACAAAUCCGAUAUUCGAUAUUUGAGGAAGUUCAAAAUGGAACUGUUGUUGGGAAUAUUGCAAAGGAUUUGGGACUGGAUCGGAUCACGCUCAGAGACAGAGGGUAUCGCAUUGUUGCAGGCUCGACUGAGCCGCUGUUUGCGCUGAAUCAAAAUGAUGGCAUCCUGUACGUGAGUAGAAGAAUAGACAGAGAGGAGGUGUGCGCACGGAGCAUUCCGUGCUUGAUUAAUCUGAAAACCCUAUUGGAGAACCCGUUGGAGAUUCAUUACGUGUCGGUGGAAAUACUUGAUAUAAAUGAUCAUUCGCCUGUUUUCCAAGAAAAGGAGAAAAAGCUCGAGAUUUCUGAGUCGGCUCUCCCGGGAGCGAGAUUUCAGCUGCCGCCUGCGCGCGACCCUGACGUAAGCCACUACUCCAUUCAGCAGUAUAAACUCAGCCAGAAUGAACAUUUUAGAGUAGAAGUCAAAGAUAGAGGUGAAGACCGCAAAGUGCCGUUUUUAGUACUACAGAAACAGUUGGACAGAGAAGUUUCCGGUAAAUACAGACUUCAUCUAACAGCCGUUGAUGGAGGAAAACCGGCAAAAUCUGGCGCUACAGAAAUAAUAGUAGACGUCAUCGAUGUUAAUGACAACUCUCCUGUGUUCACCAAAGAAUCUUAUACCGCCACAGUGCAGGAAAAUGUUCAGAUCGGAACUGUAGUGAUUCAAGUAAUUGCAACUGAUUUGGAUCAGGGUGCAAACGGUGAAAUAAUCUAUUCGUUUGGUAACGAGGUUGAUUUGAAAUUACUGGAUCUCUUCAGCAUAGACCGGCAAACGGGUGAAAUUCAAGUCACAGGUCUGAUAGAUUUUGAGAAAAGCAAAAGUUAUGAAAUUGACAUACAGGCCUCUGAUAAAGGACCUGUUCCUUUAACAGCUGGAAAAAGUGUGACGAUAACUGUCAGUGACGUUAAUGAUAACGCCCCAGAAAUAGAGGUGACGUCAUUUUCAAGAUUAAUCCAAGAGGACUGCAAAUUGGGAACUACAGUGGCCCUGAUUAGUGUCAGUGAUUUAGACUCUGGCAUUAAUGCUAAAGUAAUUUGCUCAAUUAAACAAGAUGUUCCAUUUGCGUUACUUCCAUCAAUACAAGAGAACAUGUACACAGUCAUUACCAAGUCUCACUUGGACAGAGAAAUUAUUUCUCAGUAUGAUAUCACAAUCACUGCCAAAGACGCAGGUGAGCCUGCAUUUUCAACUGAAAAGACUAUAAAAGUUGUAUUAUCAGAUGUAAAUGAUAACAGUCCAGAGUUUUUAUUAAGCCGCUACAUGUUUUAUGUCAGUGAAAAUAACGUGCCCGGGGUAUCUAUGUUUUCAGUCAAAGCCACUGAUUGUGAUGAUGGUGACAAUGCAAUCAUAAUGUACAGUAUUUUGAGAGACUCAACUGGAGAUGAGAAACUGUCAUCAUUUUUAAGCAUAAACUCUGAUAACGGACACAUUUCAGCACUAAAAAGUUUUGACUUUGAGACCCUGAAAAGUUUCCAGUUCCAAGUUGUGGCCACAGAUUGUGGAACUCCAUCACUGAGCAGCAACGUGACAGUGAACAUGUUCAUUCUGGAUCAGAACGACAACCCCCCAGUCAUCCUGUAUCCAGUCAGUGGUAACGGUUCUGCUGAAGGUGUGGAGGAGAUUCCCCGAAAUGUGAACGCAGGUCACUUGGUGACUAAAGUCAGAGCCUAUGACGCUGAUAUAGGAUAUAAUGGCUGGUUACUGUUUUCACUGCAGGAGCUUACUGACCACAGUCUGUUUGCUUUGGACCGCUAUACAGGACAGAUCAGAACACUUCGCUCAUUCACAGAGACAGAUGAGGCUGAGCAUAAACUGGUUAUACUGGUCAAAGACAAUGGGAACGUUUCACUCUCAGCAACAGCUACUGUGACUGUCAAACUUGUCGAGCCCAAAGAGGCUUUUGCAACUUCUGAUGUUAAAGGUUCAGCAAAAGAUGAAGAGGACAAUAAUGUGACUUUUAUCUCGUGAUCACUUUGGGCUCAGUUUCCACACUUUUCCUCAUCAGUAUCAUCGUGCUGAUUGCCAUGCAGUGCUCCAAAACCACAGACUACUCCUCCAAGUAUUUGCAAGA